GCGGAGACGUGCGCCCCGUAGGUGUGUAAUGUCGUUCAAUUCAGAGACUUCCUCGAUCCUUGUCCAGCGAUAUACGGAGAUCGUGAAUCUAUGCUCGGGGUGACGGUAGUGGGGUAAACGACUUAUCAACAUCGGCAGCAUCGCGAGAAACGACUCUCUGCGUUGAGGCUACGGGAGUGCCGGUGUGCAUGAGUGUUUAGCAGUGAUCAAUGAACUCUGCGUUGCUGUACGUCGGGGCGUGCUGCCACUGUUCUCGUUAAAGCCGGCAGACGUACGUACGUACGAGAGAGCCCCAGCAUUUUCGCUUGCCUCGCGACGCGGUCUGAUUGAUCCCCUCCCGUUUCAACAUCCCAUAUAGGCCCCACCUUUUUCUCUUUGCCACCCCGUUCGAGAUGCUUCAUCACGAGAUACCUCCUGUUUCUUUUCGUUUCCCGAGGCGAUUCGUCCGAUUGACUCGUCUGCCCGUUAUCAAAAGUGUUCGACUGGAAUUUUACAUUUCACGGUGGAAGAGUUUUAGCUGUUCACUUCCGUCGUUCAGCGACACUUCGCUGUCUAAUUUGAAUAUCGGCAUCAUUAAUUGAUCGACAAAUCAACACUUACGACACUUUUGACCGUAGCCAAUCUCUUAACGUAUUCCAUUAGCACUGUUCGAUUAUUAGUGCGGUCGGUGUAAUCGCUGCCUUGACGUAACAUCAAGUUUUCUAGUCGGUGAGAGAGCAGUAUGUGGCGUAUAAUGUCACUGUGAAUUGUAUGUAAAUAAAUGAAGAGCAUAAGUAUGAAAGGCAGCGGAGGAUCCAAGAUGCCUCAUAGUCACUCGACUCCGGCUGGUGUGGAUGGAGGUAGUAGAACUCCUCCUACGACACCUAGAAAGGCUGGUAAAAUGCUUGCUGUUCGCGUGCAGAUGUUGGAUGAUACGAUCACAAUGUUUCAAGUUCAGGCAAAAGCUUUGGGAAGAGUGUUGUUUGAUCAAGUUUGUAAACAGCUGCAUCUUUUGGAGGCUGAUUACUUUGGUUUGGAGUAUCAGGAACCUAAUGGGACAAAAUAUUGGUUAGAUUUAGAGAAGCCAGUUUGUAGACAAGUUGGAUUAUCACUGAUAGAUCCUAUAUUGAGAUUUUGCGUUAAAUUUUAUACACCUGAUCCAGCACAGCUGGAAGAAGAGUUUACGAGAUAUCUAUUUUGUCUUCAAAUCAAACGGGAUUUAGCCCAAGGUUUACUACAAUGCAAUGAUAAUACAGCAGCAUUGAUGGCGAGCUACAUCGUGCAGGCCGAGUGUGGAGAUUACGUGAUAGAGGAUUAUCCAGAUCACACGUAUUUGUCAACUUACAAAUUUGUGCCUCAUCAAGAUCAAGAACUAGAACGUCGCAUUAUGGAAAAUCACAAGAAACACGCGAUCACGAGGGCGUACCGUUGAAUCUGGCAGUGGCGCACAUGGGGAUAGUCGUUUUUCAAAAUUUCACCAAGAUAAAUACGUUCAGCUGGGCGAAAAUCAGGAAGAUCAGCUUCAAGAGGAAACGAUUUUUAAUCAAACUUCAUCCAGAGGGUUACGGUUAUUACAAGGACACCGUCGAGUUCUUUUUCGAAGGUCGUAACGAGUGUAAAAACUUCUGGAAAAAGUGCGUGGAGAAUCACGGAUUUUUCCGUUGCUCGGUGGUGAAACGAGUGGUACGCCAGAAAACACGGGUGCUCAGUCGUGGCUCGUCGUUCAGGUCCAAUUCGUUCCGGCAGACUAGCGGUGGUAGGGCAUUGCAGGGCUUGGAGGGGGGAGGCUAUCGUGGGGCCACUCCAAGCAGCUCCCUUAUGGGCAGCUCCAGCAUCUCUGCCCACCCCCUCCUGCCCCUCGGCGAUCCUGCCCUGGAAACCCCAGCUCUGUCUCUAUCAUGCGGCUCGAUGACACUGGAUUCUCCGACGACUGUGACGAGUGUCUCGAUGGGAGGGACGAUUCACCGUCGCGAAGACACAGCUACGUCGUUUCGGACACUUACCUCCAUCGACGUCCAUUCGCCGGCCACCCCCAGCCAGGUCCCAGCACCGCGGCAGAUGCUUGUUGCCAGCCAGCAACGGAUUUCAUCAGCAGGUCGUAUCAGCCCCUCUAACAGCAGUCCUCCUGAAUUCCCCCCACCGCGACCUAUGCCUAGACAUCCCUGGCAGCGAUCGGCCAGUUGCCGCGAGUUGUACGCGUCUAGCUUCGAGGAUUCAGGGAAAGCGCGAUCGAAGGACGAGAAGGUCCUUGCCGCCGCCAUCGCCGCCGCCGCCGCCGCCGCCGCCGCUACCGAAGGCGGUGACGAUAUCCUGCUGGAACCUUUCCGUUUACCGUCGCAGGGCGAGCUGGACAAUCCGGUGACGCGUUACGACGAGAGCAAUCGUUCGUUCAGCGCGGCCAGCUCGAAGCUGCCGUCCCUCGAUCAUGACUCGGUGCCGGAGCGCGUCUAUAGUAGCUCGUAUCCGGGUACCUCGUCGCUCUCCACCGAGUCUGGCCACGAGGAGUCCGGCCCCGCGGGCGACCUCUCCCACGACGAUCUGUCGCACGAUUCGUACGAGCUGUUGGAACGCGAGCACGAAUUUGAAUACCCGGAGUCGUACUCGAGUCCGCGGGACGACGACGACGACGACGAGGACGAGGACGGUGACGAGGACGAGGACGAGGACAACGACGACGACGACGAGGAGGAGGAGGAGGAGGAGAACGAGCCAUUGUCCGACAGAAGCGACGAAGGAAUCGAGCACGAGAUGUUCCAAAUGGACUCGGAGACCGAUUCCUUCGUCAAGCAUCGGUCGAUCAAGUCGACGGACAAACAGCAGUUCAAAUCCGUGCUCGCGGACCUGAAGAAGAAGAGCCAAGCUAGAGCCAAGUCCAUCGAUCGGUACUCGGCCGCGAAACCGGAGACAACGAGGGACGGUGGUGUAGACAACUACAUCACCGUCGAGUCUCGCAUACAACGAUCUAGCACGCAGAUCGAGCGAAAGUUCGAGACGCGGCACGCAAACUCGAUAGACCAGCAGCAACAGCAGUCGAAAGUUCCUCUGCCGCAUCAGGACUCCGGCAGGAAAGACCCGGUCGUGUUGCAAGUGCAAAAGCAGAAAAUGAACGUGCUGAACGAGUUGAAGAACUUCAAGCCCAAGUAUAAGAUCACUCACGUGGAUUCGGAGGUUUUACGGGACGAGGGUAUCAUGCGGCCCAAGUCACGCAUAGACGACGACCUGAGCCCGGUCGACUCGACCAAUCGAACGAUCGUGGAUCAGAGAGCCGGGAGCAGGGAUCGGAGAUCGAGCCGCGAGAGCAGCGAAACCACCGAGGCGAAACAACAACUCGAGAAGACGUUGUCAAAGUUGCAAGAGAAGGAGAGGAAACGCGCGGAGAGGGAGAGCAGCAAGAGGACGACGGAGCGUCGCUCGAUCGAGCGAUUCGACUCGCGUAGCCGUCGCAGCGUCGACGCGAGGGAACUGCGAAGGAGCAUCGAGAGGCUGGACGUUCGCGAGAGAAGCUACGAGCGACUGGACUCGAAGGAGAGAUCGUCCUCCCGUCCUCACGAUCCCUACGAAUUGCGCGGCAAGAGCUUCGAGCGUUUGGAUUACCAGGGAUUACUGCGCGCCAGCACCGAGUACGUGAACAGCAGAAGCCCGAAGGAGAGAACGACGACGACGACGAAAGAACGACGGGAGAGAAGCGUGGAGCGACUGGACUCGAGGGAGAAGAGGAGAAGCCCGGGUAGUCGAAGCAACACGAUCGACUACAAUCAGAGGCACACGUUGGAGCGUUUCGACUCCGGGAACAGAAGCCCGUUGGAGCGGCUGAGCGCCGGCAGCCGGGCAGAGCAUCAUCGUGGCAAGAGCGUCGACAGACUGGACUCGCAGGAGAGUCGACCGACCUUCGACUUUGACCCGGUCACCAUCGAGCGACUCAAGUCUCUGGAGAGGCGCAACAGCCUCGUCUCGUCCAAGGAGCACGUGGUCGAGAGGAAGGCAGAGGCGAGAAAGAGCUUGGAGAAGCUGGACUCGCGCGAGCAGCGACGCCACGUCGAACGACUCGACUCGCGCGAGUCGCGAAAGUAUCAUCUGGACAGGUUCGAUUCGCGAGUAGGAGGAGGAGGGCGAAGUCUAGAGUGCUUCGACGAACAGGAGACGCACGACUGGAGGAGAAACAGCGUGGAGAGGCUCGAGUACAAAGAGUCGAGGAAGAGCAAAGGGCAGAGGGGGAGCAAGUCCGAGGAGAAACCGCGCGAGAGGGACGACUGGAGGAGCUUGGAGAAGGCGCGGAAGGACGAGGAGAAGCGGGAGAGGGAACGACAACAGGCGAGGCUGUCGAUAGAGUCGAGGACAGAGACGGUGAUCGGCGUGCCGAUCGAGAUGGAGAACUUGCAGAAAUCGAAGGCCACUUUCACCGAGUACGAGCCGAAGAUCGUGGGCGGCAUGGUGCUGGGUUUCGACGACACGAUACCGGGCCACACGCCGGUCGAGCGUACCAAGAGCGACCCGAAUCCCGCGCGACAGAGAUUAAGCUCGAACAACAAACGGCACAUACUGAUGCAUCAAAAGUCCAUCGACCUGACGCCGGCCGAUUCCGGGGACGAGGACCCGUUCUCGGACAGCGCGGCCAUCCAGAAAACCAACGUCGAGAUACCGUACACGUUGCACAAGCGGCACGUGAUGAACGGGACCGCGUCGGACGAGAACAAGCUGGUCGUCUCGCCCGACAAGCCGAAGAGCGCCUCGAUCACGCCCACGCGGCCCAAGUCGAUACUCACCAGCCCGUCGUCCGACAAGCCGAAGAGCAUCCUCAGCCCUACGUCCAAGUUGUCGCCCACCGACGCGAAGAACGUCGUCUGCAGUUUCUCCCCGACGAGCAGAAGCCCGUCGAAGAAACAGAGAUCCGCGUCGUUCGACUCGAAGGUUCGAACGGAGAUCGUGAUCGAGGAUCGAACGUGUAUAAAGUCGUCCAGCCUCGACAAGAAGCAGCAGCCGUCGCCGAUCGAGCCGACGACGACGACGACGACGACGACGACGACGGAGAGACGCUCGCCGAAAGUGUCGCCGACGGAUCCGAACGUGACGAUCGUCUCGGUGAUACAAAAGAAGAGAUGGUCGCCGUCCAAGAGCUUGGCGGCCGUGGCGCAGCGAUCGCUCGACUCCAAGACGACCAAGACGACGACGCAACCUUUGAACUUUGCCGACGUGGUCGGCAUGGAGAUGAAGAUGAAGCUGGAGCGGAAGGCCAGGUCGUCCGAGAUGGAGAAGGACAGUCUAAAGACGCCGGAGCGAGACAGCUUGGAGAAGCAAGACAGCAUAGAGAAGAUACCGUUGCCGGAAAUACCGAGACCACCACCGGCUGUCGUCACCGGCACCGAUCAGCCGGAGAGCGAAACGAAGGGAACAGCAGCAGCGUCGGAAACGAUCGUACCGGACGGUGAGAGGAGGAGCAAGAAAGAGGAGAAGGAGGUGGCGAGCGUUGCACAGCCAGAAGAGAGGAAGCCAAAGACGUUGGAGAAGCCGAGCAUACCGGAGAAGACGAAACGCAUCCUCGAGAAGAUCGAGUCAAAGUUCUCGGAGGCGAGGAUCGCCAAGCCGAGGAUCAUCGACACGGGGUUCGACGAUUUCGUGGAACCGGUGGCUGACCUGCCGCUGGACGAGGUGCCGGUGAAGCCCGCGCUCGAGCUGGACAGCCUGAAGGUACCCGAGUUCGUUCCUUUCGUCUCGUCGAGGCCGCACGGCGAGUCCCUCCGCUCCAAGUCGUUGUCGCUGGCCGAGGAGAAAGCGCCGAUCGACACGCUCCUCUCGCCGGAGGUGGAGAACAAGCACUUCGUGCCGGACGUGGUCGUGUCGCCGAAGAGGGCGAAGAAGGCGAAACCGGAGCCGAAGAAGGACUUUAAGAAACAGUCCAAGUCGCUGGAGGGUGACAAGCCACCGUUGAAGAAGGCUAGCUCGAAGGAGUCGUCGCGCGUGUCCACGCCGAGCUGCUCGAAGAUCGACAAGUCGAAGCUGAAGUUGGGCGAGAUGCCGCAGGAGAUCAUCAUAAUCGAUUCGACGGACGUUGCGCCGGAAGUGAGUAUCGUUCAGAAAGGUAGAUCCAAGUCGAUCAGCCGACUGCCCGAGAAGGGGGCGAUCUUCUCCGCGUCGUCGUCGUUGUCGUCGAAGGAAGAGGCAGCAGCAGCAGCAGCAGUAGCUGCUGCUCGAGCGAAAUCUGCCUCGGUGGACGACGAUCUGAUCAAGAGCAGCGCAAAGGGCGACAAGGCGAGACCAAAGUCGCUAGGCAUUUCCAAGAGUCUGGGUAGCAGCGCCGAGAGGAAGGACUCGGCGGAGAAGAUCUCGCCGAAGAGGACUAGGGUGGUGAAAUCCUCGACAGAGGUGAAGUCGCCCACGUCGACGACGGAGGAGCCACCGCCGGCCAAGCCACCGCAGCAGGAAUCGAGAACACACGCAAAGUCGAAAUCGGAGAACGUCGAGAUCGAGUCGGCGGAGACGAGGAGCGGCCUUGCGCCGCAGGAUUCGACGCAGGAUUCGACGCAGUCGCCGGUGGUGUUGCGCAAGCAGGACCAGACGCCUGUUCUCUUCGCGCGUGCGCGUCUCGGUCUGUCGGAGGGAAGCGGGAUCGGCGCGUUGCAGAGGCAAGGAGCGACGCAAUCGCCGACCUCGCAAAGACGGGCCAAGUCGUUGGACGCCCCAGUGAUCGCUGUGCACAAGCUUCCGCCGGCGAACGCCUUCUCCAGCAAGGACGACACGGUCGACGUGUCGGAGAACCCGAAGGAAUCGGGCACGGAGACGACUCUGCCAGCUGGUGCACCAUUACCACCACUACCACCACUACCACCACCACCACCACUACCACCACCACCACCACCGACGAAACCUCAAUCGAUUCAAAUCGAAGCGUCGCCGAAUCACAGGUCGGACAGCACGGAUCAUACCACCGUGCCGGAGAUCUUCACCGAUUCCCUCUCCGUCACCGAGACCUCCGCGCAGUAUCUCGAGUCGCCGUUGACCGAGUCGAACGAGAUCAUCACGGCCAGCGUGGACCUGAUCCCGUACGAGAGGGACGACGACGCGUUGCAGCUGGACGGAGCAGCGAGCAACGAAGGAUCGAAGGAUCAAAGGACGACGAUGCUGGAGUCGGUCAGGGUGGACGAGAGGACAAAGUUUAUCGACCAGAGUUCCGUGGAGUCUGGCGCCGAGCAGCAGAUGGCAGUCAGAGCGGAGAAGAUCGAUCUGCUCAGUGUUACGAAGACCAUCGACGGCUGCUCUGUUGUUCCGCAGUUGCAAUACGAUCAGACAACGACAACGACCACGACGACGAUCUUCUGCGAGUCGACUGGGAACGUAGCGAUAGAAACGGAGAUCUCUGCGAUGCCUCUGCCGCCGCCGCCUCCCGUGGAGACCGAGAGCAAAGAGCGACGUCAGGAGGACGCGAAGAAGGAUCUGACGAAGAGAGACGACCUUCCCGACGUAACGGUGACCGGCGUUGCGCGAGAAGACGGCGGGACGACGAGCGGUUUCCCGACGGUCAGGACGAUCGACUUUGACGACGGGCAGGACAACAUGGUCAAGUCACCGAUUCAGAUCUCCAUCGAGGAGUGCUCGGACGAUGACAACGACGACGAGGACAAGGAGGACGUAGAGAGAGGAGAGGAGGAGGAGGAAGAGGAGGAACGAGAAACGCGAGAGCAGCAGGAAGGCGAUGAGAAUCGGCCGACGACGUUGGACUCGGCGGAUACCAGCGAGGACACGCUCGACGCGCUCGACACGCAGGUUCACAUGAGAGGCAUCGAUAGCGAGUUGAGCUCGCCGGACUACGGCGUCGACAAGAUGGACGAGAAGACGCUGGUGGAGGUGGAGUUGACGCCCGAGUAUCUGGAGAUGAGACGAGAGGACGAGGACGAAGGCGAGGAACUGUUGGCCGAGGAGCUGCCAAAAGACGAGGAGGAGGAGGAAGAGGUUGAGACGGGAGAGACGGCGAGAGAUUCAGCCGCGCUCGAGGAAACGUCUUCGAGCGGGAAUCGUUUGUCGAUCGAGAAGAAGCUUCGACUGCUGAGCAGCGAACGAUCGAGAAGCGAGGAGACGACCAGCACGUGGACGCCGGAUCGCGAGGACCCAGAGUCCAGUUCCUGUUCGAUAGCUCGACCUCUGGGCAUCGGCCAGAUCCAGCCGAUAGUCGAUCGUCGGGAAAUAGUCGCGACGGCGAGGGAGACGCGCGGUCCCGGAGGAGGUUCUUCGUUGGAGGACGAGAACAGCAACGGUGGCCCGAGGCCCGAGUUGAGUUCCACUUGGAAGUCCUUCCCUCUGGAGAGCUCCGGCAGCUCGAGCAUCGAGGACGGCUGCUGGACGACCGGCCAGGACGAGAACAACGCCGCUCAGUCUCACUCCGAGGACAGCAACGGGCAGAACGAGGACAGCUUUCAGGAGGAUCUGGCCGGCAGUUUCAUCUACCCGAUCGGCCCCGAUAUCCUCACCAGCUGCGGCACGUUCGCGCUCACGCGGACCCUGUCCAGGAUAUCCGAGAGGUCCACCACGUCGGAGCAGGACAAGAGCGACGACUUGGAGGACUCGUUCAAGCCUAGCUCGAGGUCUCCCAGUUUGGACGACGAGUCGCUGAUAUCCAGCGAUCAUCAACUCUCUCUGUCUUCCGACCCGCCGUCCGGCACGCCACUGCCCUCCAUCUCCGAGGAUCGGCGCACCUCCUCCGAGCUGCCGGACAUCCCGAUAGACGUCGUGGCGAGCGAGCAAGACGAGGAGGCUGCCGCCAAAUCGCCCAAGUCGUCGCUCGGCGGCGGCAGAUCGGCGAGGAGGCUGCAGGAACAGAGCUCGGAGGAUUGGCCGUCGCCGCCUAGCUCGCCCGUCUUCGAAUCAUCCGUCGCCGUGGUCAGCCACGUGGAGACCUUCUACAUGGAGAUCAAGCCCGAGGAGGCGGUGAAGGUGACGGUGACCGACAGCACCGAGACGCCGAGCCAGCUGCCGGACCACGACAACAGCGACGACUCCAGCGACGACUCCAGCGACGAGAACCGAACCCUGCACGACGAUCUUCUUCACUCCACGUUCCUCGAGGACGGUCACAGUUCCACGUCCGCGACCACCGUCGACGGCACCGUGAAGAUCGCCGUCAAGCCAAAGUCCAACUCUCACGUGACGGCAGGCAGCUCGCACAGCGAGGACACCUCGAUGGGCCUCUCGAUGUCCGAAUGGUCGAGCUCGAACAACACGGUGCGCCAGUUUUGCCAGUAUUCCGGCACAAAGUCGGACGACAACUCGCUGGCGGAGCUCGGCGCCUCGAUCUCCGAUUGGUCGGGCAGCACCACCGUCGUCCCGGCGGCGGCGGCGGCGGCGGCGCAGCAACAGCAGCAGCAGCAUCACUACUCGGUCGAGAAGAGUCAGAGCGACACGACCACCUCGGACAAGAGCGUGACCAGCAUGAGACCAAACUCCAAGUGCAGGUCGGCCGACGGUGUCGCGCACUCGCCGCCGUUCCCACCGCCGCCGACCUCCCCUCCCCUCACGCUACCACCACCACUACCACCGCCACGUUCCGCUUCAGUUUCCGUCUCCGUCUCCGUCUCCGUCUCGCCGUCCGACGACUACCAGCAGGAACGACGACCUGGUCCGAUCGACAACUACUACGACGACUACGAGGAGGAGGAGGAGGAGGAGGAGGAGGAGGAGGAGGAACGAUGGAACGACGAACCGUCGUCCUCGAGGAGAUUCGUCGUCGUCGAGGACGACGAUCAGUCGUUCGACGAACAACGACGACGACGACGAUGGGCAGGAGGAGCCAGCGUUUGUACCGCGUACAUCUCGCCACCUCGGAUCAUUCUUCAGAACGAGUUCGACGAGAUGAUCGACGACGAGCUGUGGCUGAUGUCGGACGACGGCGACGCGCCGCUGCCGAUCCUCGAGGAGGAGGAGGAGGAGCAUCAGUGGAACGAGCAGCUGGAGAUGGCCGCGUCGUCGAUGGCCGCGUCGUCGAUGGCCGCGUCGUCGAUGGCCGCGUCGUCGAUGGCCAGGCAACGACGAACGAUGGCCAGGCAACGACGAACGAUGGCCAGCGACGAUGGCGGACGACAUCUGUACGAGAACAUUCCGCCGAUCAAUUAUCUGGGCGGCGAUCAGAUUCGAAUAAUCUCGGAGGUCGGCCAUCGAGGGGGGGGCAGCUCCGAGGACAUGCACGAGAGGUACGCGCAUCUGACGCUCGGAUCCGCGUCCCGACCGACCGCCGACGACGACUGGUCGUUCGAGGAGGAACGGGAGGAAACGAAGGAGAAAGUGGUGGUGACGGCGGCCACCAGGUUGUCCAAGCGUGGUUUCACCAGCCCGAUUGGACCGGGCAGGUAUUACGAGACAAGAUCCACCGAGCGACCGGGCAGGUAUCACGAGACAAGAUCCACCGAGCGACCGGGCAGGUAUCACGAGACAAGAUCCACCGAGCGACCGGGCUGGUAUCACGAGACAAGAUCCACCGAGCGACCGGGC
Molecule: messenger RNA, 10452 nt
Organism: Heterotrigona itama
Lineage: Eukaryota; Metazoa; Arthropoda; Insecta; Hymenoptera; Apidae
Source: the annotation of a GenBank genome assembly